Molecule: messenger RNA, 3995 nt
Organism: Brassica rapa (field mustard)
Lineage: Eukaryota; Viridiplantae; Streptophyta; Magnoliopsida; Brassicales; Brassicaceae
Product: putative F-box protein At2g04810
Molecular function (GO): protein binding
Source: RefSeq, a predicted model, not a curated record
ACCAACAACCUAAUUAUGGAGUUAGUGAGAACUCAUAAUAGAGGGGUUGGGGUCGGUGCGCUGCAGCGCUGUGAGCCUGGGGCCCACGGGAUAGGUAGUUCCCACGGGGCGGGUUGUCACAAAAAAAAAGCUAGGAGCCAUGAAAAGUGUUAAUUCAACUUGUUGCAUUGCAGAGUUCUCCAAGUACUGAGGGUGCGAGUAGCGCGGCUCCAACGCCAGACCCGUCAUUCGAAUGAAUCACCUCCAGGCUCUCUGAUGCUUCUUCUCCAAGCAACUCUUUCAAUGAGCUCUCCAUCCACUCGCUGAACUGAGUGUAGUGCUCGAACGGUCCACCGUCCAUGCCUCCAUGGCAAUCACAGAUUUCUUCUGUGUUUCCCCAUCUUCGGUGUGUCUCUUACUAUUUUCUUGAGGAUUCUGUAUAUCCCUGCAGCAGAUAGACGAGCUCCUCGGGUAGCGAUGAUGUUACAGAGACUGAUCACAACUUUUCUCAUCUUCAGAGAAGUCGUAGGGACCUGAAAGUUCAUUAAUUAAAAGAAACUUUACGUUGAGACUUCAUUAAUAUAUGUUUACUGUGAAAUCCUUAAUGCAUAUCUAAGAUUCUGACCUCUAAUAUGUCCUUGAACUUGCUUCCGACAACCUUCAAAUUCGGAGAAGUAUAGCGGCGCAUAGCAGACAUGUUUGGGUCCUGCAUACAGCCAAAUUUGAAAGUUGCUUCGAUCAUCCUUAACUAAAACUACCAACAAAAAGGAUAAUGGAGUUGGGUGAGUAACAUAAUCUUGCUCAGUGAGCUGGGCCUCUAACCUAGUAACAAACUGAUAAUUUUUUUUAUCUAUUUUAUAAAGAGUAUCAUCUGAGAAAUUUAUAUAUCUAUAUAUAUAUAUAUAUCAAAAAAAUCAUUUUAAAUUUCUCUUUUAUCCUCUAUUCAUAUACAAAAUAUUAGAAAAAAAUUCAAGAUAUUGUGUUGAUCUGAAUUGGUAAUAUCCACUAUGCACCAGCUUGAAUUAGAUUUUUGUUAUACUAUGUUAAUGGAAAUAUUGAUUAAUUAAUAAGUUUUGAACUAGCACAAGUAGCCAUGGACAUUUGGUUCGGUAUUUUUGAUUUUUCGUUCUAAAAGCUUAGGAUUCGUUUGAGUUUUAAAAAAUUUGGUUUGGUUUUGGUUUGAUUUGGUUCGUUUUAUUAUUCGAUUUGGCAACAAAGUUGAGAACCGCCUAAUUUCUAAAGUAAUUUUGGAUCCCAUUCAGUUCUGGAUUUUGGGUUAACUCGGGUUAAAUCAGAAAUUUUGGAUUUUUGAGUUUUUUUUAAUCUAUUUUUGAGUUGUCUGAUACAAAUUUAGAUAAUUUUAAAUAUUUUUGAUAAAAAAGUUUUGGCAAUUCGUUUUUUUGGGUAUUUUGGUCUAUAAAUAAUAUUUUAAAAUUAUUUGAUUAUUUUAAAAUUAGAUAUAAUUAACAUUUAUAAGUAUAUAUACUAUAUUAGGAUUCGAUCGGUCCGGUUCCGGUUUGGUCUUGGUUUUCCGAUCCUAGAGAUAUAAGAUCUAGUGCGAUAAUUGCUAUGAUCUAAACCUGAACCAAACUUUGUUUUUCUAUUCAGUCCAUUUUAGUUUUUUUUAGUUCCAGAUAAAUGUGUCUAGAGGUAAGUACAAGUUAGGGUUUAAUAAGAUAUAAAUAAAUCAAAACCGAAACCCUAGUUUCAUUAGUGUGCUCGGCAGGUAAGCGCAGACAUGAAUACGGCCAAGGAUUUGAUCAUGAAAAAGAAUAUACAAGAAGUGGUUAGUUCUACCGAUUGGUCCAAACUUUCCCCUGAUGUUUUGCGAAAGAUCUUCGAAACCUUGAACCCCCUUGAUUCUCACCAAUCAAAACUCGUUUGCUCAGAUUGGUAUUCCGUCUGGAAAACAUGCGAUAAUCUGCCUCCAUGUCCGCUUCAGAUCAUACACAUAGGUGGUUCUCCGAUCUUGUCCGAACACAAUGUCUACCGAACAGAACCAGACGGACAAGAUUUACACAAGAACCCUCGCCGGAUCAUACACGAAGAAGGUGGUUCUUCUACCUGGUCGGAAAACACUCACUACCCAUUAACACUCGCCGGAAAAAGACUAAAGAGGAGCUCUUGUAUGGCUAGCUACGGGAGUUGGCUCCUGAUGGUUGAUUAUCGUGACAUCCAUCUUUUGAACCUUAUAACGUUUGAGAGGAUCAAUCUUCCAACAAUGAAUCUGCCAGCACUUGAUACGAACAAUAAUUGGGAACGUGAAUCCUUAAGCGGGAAAGAAGUGUCGAGAGACGAUUUCCAAUGGAAAAACGCAGCUGUUCUAUGGAUAGAAGACAUGUCAGGUGAUUAUUUCGUUGCUUGGAUAUUCCGACAGACUUACUUGAUCUCACACAAGAAAGGAGAUGAGUCGUGGUCGAGUUUCAAUAUCCAAGGCAACGGUUCGGGUUUCAUGGAUGCGGCUUAUAGGAACAGUAAGCUUUACGUGUUGACAGUUGAUAAGCAUAUCAAUAUUUUCGACUUCUCUCUAGAUUUACCUAGAAAGUGUAACCGUUGUAAGUACACUCCUUUUCGCUUUGAUGAGAAACCGUGGGAAAGUGUUUGGAAGACGAGACUAGCUGUUAAGGAAUCAGGAGAGGUUCUCAUCGUCCUGAGCUUAAAAGAAGUGAAGAACGAUCAAGAGAAGCUUUUGUUUUACGUAUUUAAGAUGAAUCUUGAGAGUUGCAAGUGGGAGAGAGUGUACUCUAUUGGAGACAACGAGAUGUUGAUUUUUGGUCAAGGUGUUACGGUAAAAGCACCGGUUAAAGAUCGUUUUGGUCAUGGAAUCAAGAGUGGUUCAAUAAAUUUCGUUGAAGAUGAUGUUGGGCCAGAUGAUGAUGAUGAUCAUCAUGGUUCGGUCUGCGGUGUCUUCGAUCUUGCUACAAGUAGAAUCGAAUGGCCUAAGAAAACAUGUUAUUACAUAAGCAGAACUCAGUGGUUUGUUCCUGGAGUUGCUUAUUAUUAGUCUUUUUGUUUAAGUAGUUUUUUUUCUUCAGUCUUGGUGAAGUAAUUUUGUUUCUUUCAGACCUUUUUAUUUAUUCGUCUUUUUGUUUAUGUAGUUUUUUCCUCAGUCUUGGUGAUUCCCACCCACGUUACUAUUUUGGGACAACAUAGAGUUUUCUUUUAGUCUUUUGAUUGCAAAAGUGCGGCUGUAGCGAUGAAUGACUAAAUGUGUUAAAAUGCAACGAAAGUGCCUUAGAUGAUAAUAAACGGCAUACAGACCAGUAGAUUUGUUUAUUUUGUCAAAUGGUAGAAAUAAAAGACCUUAAAAUUAAAGUUGAUAACUUGACAUCCAACAGAUUCAGCUUUUAUUUUCAUGAAACGAAUAAAAUAACUUUUUUUCUUACAAAGAGGACACGUGUUCUUGAUCAUUAGCCAUUCCUUGAUGCAUCCGAAGUGAAAGUCAUGCUCACAUGGCCACAUCCAAGUUUAGAAGCGUCAUCAUUGUACUUAAAUUCGUACAGACACACCACAGAUUUUUCUGAUUGCCCCCAGCGUUUAAACCACCAGCGUAAACAUCUCUCAUCUGCUCAUCAAAGUAUAAUAAUACCUAACAAGAGUUAUAUAUAAUAAACGCAGAAAGAAAGAAAACAUGUCCCUUAGUGCGGCUCCUCGGGUCAGAAAGAAAACGUGUGUUAGGGUGAACAACAACAAAUAGCUGGACUUAACUCAGAUUUAGGAAAUAAACUAUACUCUUUUUCUGUGGUUUUUAUUUGUGCAUCUAAUUUAUAAAGUUUUAAUUUGAUUAAGAAAUUAAACAGAUAUGAUUAAAUGAAUUGCUGUCUUCCGUAACAUCUCAUUUUCUUUUAUAGUGCGGGAUUUAAUACGCAUUCCAAUGGACCAUUAAUACAUGAAAAACGAUAAAGCUCUUUUCGUUUCGUAUGAAUGCUAAGGAUGGCGCAUGCGAUAAAGAUUUAGAAAAUGUGUUACGUAUGAUUGUAUGAAUGAUAAUGUGCCUUCCAAAGUCAAACUGAAGA